UGUAGGCAGCCUCUUAUGUGCCCCCCUUUCCCCCCCCCCACAGAGCAACAGACGGUGGUCUUGCUUCCAAGGUCGUCCUCCGCUUCCAAGUCAUACCCACCCAUCCCGGUGGAAUCCCUGGAAGAGGAAUACAGGGUUCGGUCAGCUGAUGACGGCAAGAUGUUCCGCGAGGAGUACAACUCCCUGCCCAGCGGCUUCGCCCAGGGCACGUACGAGGAGGCUAACAAGGAGGAAAACAAGGAGAAGAACCGCUAUCCCAACAUCCUUCCAUUUGACCACUCGAGGGUGGUGCUCUCUCAGACAGACGGACAUGGGAGCUCUGACUAUAUAAAUGCUUCAUAUAUCGAUGGUUACAAGGACACCAAAAAGUUCAUCGCGGCACAAGGCCCCAAGCAGGAGACGGUCGCAGACUUCUGGAAGAUGGUCUGGGAGCAGAAGGCAGCCACCAUUGUGAUGCUGACAAACCUGAAAGAGAGGAAAGAGGAUAAGUGUUACCAGUACUGGCCGGAGCAGGGCUGUUGGACGUACGGCAGCGUGCGUGUGGCGGUGGAGGACUUCACCGUGCUGGUGGACUAUACCAUCAGGAAGUUCUGCGUGCAACUUCAAUCCACUGAUGGCAGUAAGACCCCCCGAUUGGUGACCCAGCUGCACUUCACCAGCUGGCCCGACUUCGGGGUCCCCUUCUCCCCUAUUGGCAUGCUCAAGUUCCUCAAAAAGGUCAAGUUGGUGAACCAGCCCUCCGGAGGACCCAUCGUGGUGCACUGCAGUGCUGGUGUGGGUCGGACAGGGACCUUUAUCGUUAUCGAUGCCAUGAUAGACAUGAUGUACGAGGAACAGAAGGUGGACGUCUUUGGCUUUGUCUCCCGGAUACGGGACCAGCGCUCCCAGCUAGUGCAGACGGACAUGCAGUACGCCUUCAUAUACCAAGCCCUCCUAGAGUAUUACCUGUAUGGGGACACGGAGCUAGACGUGUCGUCCCUGGAGGGCCACCUGCAGAAGUUGCACAGCACGUCGGCGCCAUUUGACAGGGUAGGGCUGGAGGAGGAGUUCAAGAAACUGACAAACAUGAGGAUAAUGAAGGAGAACAUGAGGACGGGGAACCUUCCAGUCAACAUGAAGAAGAACCGCGUACUUCAGAUUAUUCCCUAUGACUUCAACAGAGUAAUUCUGUCCAUGAAACGGGGCCAGGAAUUCACCGAUUACAUAAAUGCAUCAUUCAUAGAUGGCUACAGGCAGAAGGACUAUUUCAUUGCCACCCAGGGGCCCCUGUCCAGCACGGUGGAGGACUUCUGGAGGAUGGUUUGGGAGUGGAAGAGUCACUCCAUUGUCAUGCUGACCGAGCUGCAGGAGCGGGAGCAGGAUAAGUGCUUCCAGUACUGGCCCUCAGAGCACAGCGUCACCUAUGGGGACUAUGCAGUGGAAAUCAAAAGUGACACCCACUGUGACACCUUCAGUCUGAGGGAUCUGGUGCUCACGUACAACCCGGACAAGCAGACACGCCUGGUCCGUCACUUUCACUUCCACGGCUGGCCGGAGAUCGGCAUCCCCGCCGAAGGCAAGGGCAUGAUCGAGAUCAUCGCCGCGGUCCAGAAGCAGCAGCAGCAGUCUGGCAAUCACCCCAUCAUUGUUCACUGCAGUGCUGGGGCUGGCCGGACGGGUACAUUCAUCGCACUGAGCAACAUCCUGGAGCGGGUCAAGGCUGAGGGCCUUCUGGAUGUGUUUCAGACUGUGAAGAGCUUGAGGAUGCAGAGACCACACAUGGUGCAGACUGUGGAACAAUACGACUUCUGCUACAGAGUGGUACAAGACUUUGUUGACAUUUUCUCUGACUAUGCCAAUUUCAAAUGAAGGAAUCUGCCUUAAACCCUUUGAGUUGUUCAGUUUUGUUUUGUUUUUGUUUUGUUUUGUUUUGUUAAUUAAAAAAUGCAAGUUGGCCAAGAUGUAUUUUUUCUUAACUGGAUUAAAUGAUCAUAUAUUUUGCUAUGCACUUGUUAUUAAUGUACCUUAAAUGCAUUACAAAUUGUAUCAUACUGUGUCAUAGGCCGACUUAUGUUCUUCAAUUGAUAAAAGUUGUAAAAGCACAAAAAAUUUGAAAAUGUAAAUGUUAUAUUAUUUUGCAAUGCAGUCAUUAUACACCCUUCCACUGUAGUCUUUGUAUAAAACAUUACUAUUUGCUUUUAUUGUCUAUUUGUUUUGUUUAUCAUGCUUUAAAAUUUGAUUAUGCCAGAUUUAUUUCAAAGCAAAUUUACUACAAAUGUACUUUUUAUGAUGUAGGUAUUGUAAAUGUAUUUAUUUACGGUUUCGCGCAACAUGAUGUUGCGUUUUUGAUUUUCUUUCACUUUUAUUUGUGUAGGGGCAAAUUAUUGAGUUGGAGGAUUCUGCUUGAAAAAGCAAGAUUCGGGGUCUUUUGUUUUAAUGCCAAACAUAAGCAACGCCAUUACCUUUCCUGGUUGACAAUUUUUAAUUUUGAUAUACAUUCUGAUUAAAUGUAGAACAUAAAAUACAUAGUUAUGCAUUUUCAGUUAGUAAAAAAUUUGUGCACACAUUAGUGUAAAAGCAACAGUAAAGAUAAAAUGUGAGAGGAAUAGAAAAUCGGCACUGUAGGUAAGCAGAGAUAUUUAAAACUGUUUAAGAAUGUUAAACUUACAUUUAGUUAGUAGGGUACUUAGGUAUGAUAACUGUACAUACAGAUGGAUCUCCUGAGCACGAAAAUGGAACAUUUAUUUAUGAAAAUGUUAAUUUGUACAUAUUUUAUUAUAAUGCAAGGCAGCCAGAAUUAAGUUGUGCAGCUCCUAAGUAUAUCUGUGUUUCUAAACCGUUGUGUUUAUGUUAACAUUUGUGAGGUCGCAUGAAGCAAUGCCCGAAUAUUGGUCGGAAAAUGUUUCUGAUCAAACGAUAUUGGUCACCGAGUGACUUCAGCCGAUGCACAUAUUUGUAGCAGAAACGCAAAAGCUGAAUUAUUUAAUUACUAAACCAAACGGGAGAAGCACAAGCGCUAGCGAAAACCGAGACGCAGACGUGAUUUAGCACAAGGAAUCAUCGCUUUUACAGCGUUCCGUGCCAGUCCCUCUUCAUAAAACCAUUAGUUUUUCUAAAUGAAUUUAACUGUUUACUGGCAUUCUUAUUCCAAGUGAACGAAAUGCCAGUCAUAAAAUACAACAGUUCAUAGAAAUGGUAUUUUUUUGAUUCGUACUAUAUGGGUUAUGAAGGGGGUAUCUAUACGCCGCUUUGAUAAUUUUUUUUUUACAUUUCUAAAAAUAUCUACUUUCCAAGAGACGUUCACUGUAGCUGGUAACCAACGCAAAGCUGAUUUCGGCGAAGGUUCCAGAUCACGGUUAUGUUUCAGAUAUUAUUUGCAUUGCUGAUUUUGGCUGCAGCAACAUGUUUACGGUUUUAUUUUGCUCAUUUUUUACGUUGUCAUCGGAUGUCAUUAGAUUUACAGUGUCUUUGUACAUGCAAUAUUAAAUACAUUGGAGAAAAA
Molecule: messenger RNA, 3481 nt
Organism: Paramormyrops kingsleyae
Lineage: Eukaryota; Metazoa; Chordata; Actinopteri; Osteoglossiformes; Mormyridae
Source: RefSeq, a predicted model, not a curated record